Molecule: messenger RNA, 3528 nt
Organism: Capsella rubella
Lineage: Eukaryota; Viridiplantae; Streptophyta; Magnoliopsida; Brassicales; Brassicaceae
Exons: 12
Coding region: 1-3528 (1175 amino acids)
Biological process (GO): proteolysis
Molecular function (GO): cysteine-type peptidase activity
Source: RefSeq, a predicted model, not a curated record
AUGCCCAUUCCGAUCGACGGUGCGUCGAUUACCCCCUCGGCGGCGGACGAAUCCGUUAACAGAUUAGUAGCCGCUGCACCGGAAACCAUGGGAUCCCCCGACAAGCAACCCCUAGCAGACGGCGACGCCUCUGCUACCCCAAGAUCUCCUGCGCCGCCAGCCGAUGACCAUCGCGGAGAAGAACCUAGCGCAGACGGAGAACCUAGCGCAGACGGAGAACCUAGCGCAGACGGAGAACCUAGCGCAGACGGAGAACCUAGCGCAGACGGAGAAGCUACGGCAGACGGUGACGCAUGUGGUGCCCGAACAUCUCCUAUCUCGCCACCAGACGAAACCGCUAAUCCUUUGGUCAGCUUAGAGAUCCCCGGAGUAAAUGCUAGUUCCGGAGACUUAGACCCAUCGAAGAACGAGAAAGGCCCUAUCGCGCCCUCCGAUGAAACCGCCAGCGACGUCCCCCCUUCUCCCCGAGAGCAGUCUCCCGCCAGAGACCUUCGUACUUGCCUAACGAGGAGAUCUACACUGCGUUCUGGUGGACAGGACAAGAAUUAUGAUAUUGUCAACCGUCCCAACAAACGGACCCGAGAAAUUGUACGUGGACUCAAAGCAGAUUCUCGGCCAGUGUACCUCCCCAAACCAAAUCCCUCACGGCCAGUGGACAUCUCGAGAGCUAAGAGCCACCCGCGCGCGGAAAAUGUUGGUGGACAACCCCAGCAGGACAGUGUCUCUUCCCUGCUCCCACAUCGUUUAUUUGCGACUAAUCGAUAUCCAGCGGGUGGACGUAUCAAUUCAUAUUCAAGGCCGGAGUAUCUCCUCGACAUUGUCGAUGUCUUGGAUGGUUCAUUGGAGUUUGAGUGGCUUAAGCAGUCAUCUUUCGGCCGUCUUCUCCAGCUACCUCUUCGUAGAAGUUCUUUGUCUGGUAAACUUGUCCAUCAAGUCCUUUGCCGUUCUCUGAUUACCAAGAAACGCCAUGAGUUGUGGUUCAUAUAUGGCGGGCAACCAAUUCGCUUCUCAAUGAGAGAGUUCGCAAUACUCACUGGUCUUAACUGUAAUCCCUACCCUUCCGAGGAUGAGAUUAAGAGGAUGCAAAACCCAUGUGGCAAGGAUUUACAUUACUGGACAUCUUUAUUUGGUCCACACAGCUCCAUGACGAUACGCGAGAUUGUCGAUUGGCUGAAGCGUGACAAAAAAUUCCCCAAAAACAAAAGAAUGGAUGGGCAGAAGCGAUUAAAGCUAGCACUCAUUGUUAUAGUUGAGGGUAUUCUCGUCUGCGAUUCGUCCAAUGUCAGAGCUUCUAGGAAGGUUGCACAGAUGGUUAAGGAUGUUGACACCUUUGAUAGCUUCCCGUGGGGACGGAUGUCAUUUGCGCGUACAUUGGCGACUAUAUCUUUUGGGUCAGCCAUCGACUCUGCCGAUAUCCUUGCUCAAAAACUCAUGCAAUCCCACACGGCCACACAUGGAUUCACCCUUGCAAUCCAAUUGCUAAUCCUUCAAACAGUCCCCCUGCUUCAGCGAUAUCUAAUAGAUGCUGAUGACAAGCAGACAUUCACCGUGCGAUCGGUUUCCCAGCUCACUAUGCUCAAGACCUUCCACAACUCUAACAUUUUGGAGACAGAGAUGGACAAGAACCUCGAGGUUGAUUGUCUCUUGAAUUCGCGAGACGAUUCUGAGUUAGGAACCCUGUCAUGGAUUGACGAGGUGGAAGAUGAUGGGGUUACUUUUAUCCUUGAUAAGCUCAGACAUGGGCACAGGUUUAAGGUUGAUGAUUGGCAUGGAGGUGUCUCUAAUCUCCCAUCGAUUGCACAGUCCCCCAAGAAAGCGGAACCAACUGUAGGUGGCAAGCGUAGGAAGCCCCGUCUCACAAAACGGAGGGUAGAUGUCCCUAAUAGUCCCAUUCAGCAUCCUGUAGCUGAGGACUCACCAAAAACCGACUGGUUUGGUAGCAAUCUUUCCAGGGAGCUACUUGCAGAAGUCGACAAACGCAACGCUGAGUUGUUAUCAGAAAUAGAGCGCAAGUGGGUACUCGAAAGAGCGUCGUUGAAGAGGGAGAUUGUUGAUGAUAUGAUCCAGAGGUUGUGUGAAAAAGGACAAAGCAAGGGUGGACCCACUUCAAAUGAUUCAAAUUUUUUGGAUGAACUUAACAAGUCCUCAUGGCCUGCUUACGGUGAUGACAUUAUAGACAUUCUUCGGGACAUAAAUAAAUCAGAAGACAAGGGAGCUGGCGUUAACGACGAGCAGGAUCACCAUUCCAACGACAAGGUUGAUGAAGCUCAUGUUUCAGCCGACCACAAAGCGGACACUACUUCUGUGGACACUGAGGAAUCAUCUCAUCGAACCGAGGAAUCCGGUGAGGAACAACAAUCCCACGGUGAGGAACAAGAAUCCCCCGGUGGAGGACAUAAUUUUGUCCACUGCUCGCAACCUGUUGUAACCGAGCUAGAUGAGGACGUCCAUGAGUUAUCAGAUUCUGAACAGUCUUCGCACACCAAUGAUGGGUCACACAGCUCGGACCAGGACGUGGAUGGCGGACAAUCUACCAAUGAUGAGCAGUCUCUUUCACAGGACACAACUGAUGAUCCCAAGACCAAGAUAUUGUCCAAAAAAAGGAAGAACCCCAUUGUAGAUCAAGUUCUCACACCGUGGCCAACUAAGAGACGGAGGAGAGGUCCAAGAAGGUAUGGCCAAUCGUCCCAAAAGAAGGACGAGGUUGACUCUUCUCAAGAUGACGAGUAUGACCCUUUCAAGGAGGUUAAACCACAACUAAAGAAAAUGUUUCUAGAAAAGCUAGCCUCCCAUACCAGAAAGGAGUAUAUCAUCGAUGGGCAUGCUGUCAAACCAAACUUUUUCAAGGUUUUAUACACCUGCUCCCAGUGGGUUGAGAAUCAGCAUAUGAAAGCAUUGCUCAGCUAUACAUGGAGGCGCUAUGGUGAGCAUUUCUUCGACGAACGCAUUGCUGUCCUGGACACAUGGUUUUCUCGCAUCGUAUGCGAUGAGCUCCCCCGAUUUAACCGCCUAAAAAAGAAUGGUGUUCCUUUCGGGUGGAACAGUGUCAUCAAGAACUACGUCCGUGGGAAUGUCCCCAAUCGCCAGGGAAAGCUUGCUUGGUUCACCGACGUAGACAUCAUCUACCUGCCAAUGAGAUGGGGUAAACGUCAUUGGGUUGCUCUUAAAAUUCGCCUCAAGCAUGGUUCUAUUUGGAUCCUCGACACUCUAAAAGCCGAGAACAACCCUGCAAUGGUGAAGAAGAUUAUGAAGCCUUUAGUUAAUCUGCUCCCACAUAUAAUCAAAGAUCUCGUCGGAGAAAGUUUCAUUGAUUCUCCCCUGCCUACCGUGUUCACCGCCAACAGGGUAGCUGAUGUUUAUCAAUCUGUCAGCCCCGGAGAUUGCGGACCUCUAACUGUGAAGCUUAUCGAGAUGCACGCACAUGGAAUUAGAGGGGACGAUUGCAUAACAGAAGCCAUGGUUGACACGAUGAGGAUGAAAUAUGCCAUUGAUGUCUUCCAAGAUUGUGUUGUUUCUUUGUUUCCUUAA